GGUGUUUUGGAUGGCUCAAAUUGAAUGAAGUGCUUGUUAUUGACAAAAACAAUAGUGAACGAUAGUGUUUCCGUAGGAUUGUGCCGGAAAGACUAACAGUUUUUGAACGAAUAUCUGACAUUCCUUCGGUGGCGAUCGGAGCGAACCGUGAAUUGAGAUUCACCUCUUGCUCGCGCUUCCUUUGUGUACGGACGAGUGAAGAAAAAGGCAUAUUGUGCGUGGAAGAACCAAGUUAAAAUGCGAAAUAAAUGUGAGAAACGCCUAUGAAAUUCAAUUUUAACCCCGGAAAAAUAUAGUUUACAAGACGCUUAAUCAACAGAUGUCGUUUCACGGUAUAGUUAACUGACUCCUGCAGAACAGUUCUGAAGACUGUGGACCAUAUUGUGAAUGUAUAAAUCAAUAGAAUAUCUGUAUAAACCACAAUGCAAAGUUUGGAACCUGCAUCAUGUCAAGAAGCUGAUUAUAUGUUGAACGAUGCUUACUGUAAGCUAAGGAAGUCCCCCUCGCGACAGCAGACGUUGUUAAUUGAUCCACCGCCGCAGUAUCCAAGUCUACCUAGUCCUAUUUUGAAUGACAGCACCCCGCUGUUCAAUACCAGUAGCAGCAGUAGCGCUACCAGUCCGCUGCCGUCGUCAUCCUCAUAUGUCACGCUAAGCGGAAUACAGUCGACUUCACCGCCUGCAACGCUUCUAGCGACCCCUACAACAUCGUUGUCCUCAUGCCUCGGACCCAGCAGUAGCGGGACGGGUUCCCACUUGCUGUAUAAGUCUGUUAGCGGUUCGAUCAACAGUUUGUCACUGAGCAAUCACCAUCAUCAUCACAUCGAUAAGAGGGGAGCGACUGAUUCCGGCUACAUCAGUAGCUCCCCGUCGAAAAAGUCGAAAUUAUCUUCCUCAGCCGGAUCUCUCCCGUCAUCGGUAUCUGCAGGGUCUUCGUCAAUCAACAGUUCUUCCACGAGCGCAAGUAAUUUUACCGGUAGCAGCAGUUUGCAGCAUCAUUAUCAUGGCGCAGGAAGUAGCAACAGCAGUAGUGGUAGUAGUCAUCCUUACGGCUCAGCUGCUUCUCCCUCGUCUGCUAGUCUUGGAAUUAUCGCUGGACCGUCAUCAUCGACCGGUGGAAGCUCUAAUGCUACCGGCAAAUUCAACAUCCAUGACAAACUUAGGGAAUUGUUUCUUGAGUUACUAGCUGAGGACAAUACUGAAACUAAUAGGCUUAACUUAAGGAAUACGUCACUUCUGUUGGAGAAACUGGUGUUACGAGAAAACCUCAACACCUUGAUCCUAAAUCUCUAUCCCGGCAAUAAAGGAUAUUCGUUAGCAUUUAGAAAAGGAACUGAGCAAUCAAGUGAUGGAGGGCGGAAUAUCUCAAAAAGUGGUGCUAUACAAUCGGAGCAUUCUGGAUCGCCUCUACCGGGCGCCGCAACGCUAGACAUUAACUCAGAACAACUCCAGGAGACAAUCCGGUGGCCGUAUGAGGAAGAAGAACUCCUAGAAUGUAUUGACCGGGAGGAGCUUCCGCUUGUGUUAGCCGACAUGUUUGAAACCAAGUGCCCUGGAUUGUUUUACUCGGGAUGUGUGAUUGCUGAGAUUCGGGACUAUCGGCAGUCAUUCCCUAUAUUUACCUGUGAUACGUACCACGUGCUGCUAAAACCAACCAAUCAGACCUUGCUAGCGGACGUUAACCUGCUGACAACCGAUGGUGACUGGAGUCCAGAGGAAAAGCUCGCACUGGAAAGUCAGCUUGUGUUAGCAACGGCUGAACCACUCUGUUUGGACCCUAAUCCCGAGGUGGGCAUUAUGGCCAUUAACCAGCAGCAUCGACGUCACAUUUUUAAUACGAAACCGAUUCGACGGCAGGCGAAAAAGUUUUCCCAGGUCGCCAUUAAUCGUAAAAGGAAAACGGACCAGUUUACUCAUAGUUUCGGUUUGGAAUUGAGCGAUUUUAUGACAAAGUAUCGAGCAAAACCACGCCAGUACGCGGCUACCAAACGUAGUGUGGUCAGUUUCACACUGCCGAAAAAACCUUCGGAUGUUAGUUCAACGGUCCGGGUACCCAAUUUGGAGUUACCGGAGCUAUCGGCUCCGUCAGAGGUGAAUGUAGAGAAAUUUGCACGAAGAUACGAUGGGCCAAAGGAAAGCCGAGAUUGCAUUCCACAGCUUAUCGAGGAAUACAUCCUGGAAACGGAUCGAGUAGUUAGUCGCGGGGAUACGCGGCUAUACCAUAUUAAACUAUCAAUCUUCCAACGUCCAUCUAACUCGGAAUAUUUAGGAGAGCUUUACGUCGACAGGGACUAUCGCGAAAACGAGCGAAAUGGAGAGGCAUGUCAGUUUACGCUUGGAACCCGGGCGCAUGCACAUCGAUACAUACAACAAUUUACCGAAAUAUUCACCGAAGAAGGUAGAAAAUCGGUAAAAAUCACUCACCUCGUGCCAGGUCAAAUGCCAAAGGUGCUACACACUGCUGGUAUGCGGGAGCAAAAUGUGCAACAGCAACAACAACAACAACAACAACAACAACAACAGCAGCAGCAGCAGCAACAACAGCAGCAGCAACAGAUUCAGCAACAACAAGCAAUUCAACAGCAGCAGCAAGCUCAUAUACAACAGCAAGCUCAUAUCCAGCAGCAAAUUUCCCAAAUUCAGCAGCAGCUUCAGUCUCAUCCUACGCAUGCUUUAAUGCGACUGCAAGCAACCAACCCGGCGUUGGUAUCUCAGAUUGCAUCAGCUGGUGGUAAUAUAACCAUUAACGCUACAAAUCCUAGCACGCUUCCUGGUAAUCAGCAGCAGCAACAACAACAACAGCAACAACACCAGCAGCAGCAGCAGCAACCAACACAGGUCAUUCAGCAACAGCAUCCACAAAUCAUAACCGCUGGUCCGUCCACUAACAUAAUCACAAUCGGAGGGGCAACGCUUCAGCAGCACCCGCAGCAACAGCAAAUUCACAUACAACAGCAACAGCUCCCAAAUCAACAUCAUCAGCAGUUGCAGCAAAUCUUUACCUCCUGUGAUACUUCUGCUAACUCUGGCCAACAACAGCAACAAUCGAUAAGCACCACAGUCACUCUGCAGCAGGCACAGCAGCAGCAGCAGCAACAGCAACAACAGGUGCAGCAAAUCCAUACUCAAACGCAUCAACCGCAGCAGCAGACAUUAAGCCUGAGUAAUGGUUCACUUUUGCUAGUUCAACCGACUGGUCAAAUUUCCAAUCUUACAGCAACUUCCAACCACCAAACGGGUUCUGCCGGAAGCACGACGCAAAGUAUUCAAGGUUUUACUUUUACCUCAUCUCCACAAACUGCCACUAUAAUCAAUCAAGGUGUAGCAACUGGUACUACGAACACUACUGCAAAUCGUGUCCCUCUGCUUGUCCGACUCGAGAACAAGGGUUCGCAACAAUUACAACAGCAUCAACAACAACAACAGCACCAGCAACAGCAGCAACAACAAACGCAGCAUGUCCAAUCUCAGCAGCAAAAUCAAAGCACCACGACCACUAUUCAUACGAACAACCCAGAAAUCAAUGCAAUCGCUCUUAGCAUAAUGAAUUCUGCCAAUCAAUUCCGCCAGCAGCAACAGCAACAGCAGCAGCAGCAGCAACAACAACAACAACAACAGCAGCAGCAGCAGCAACAACAGCAACAGCACACUGUAAAAUCUAAUUCAAAUGCUGCUAUUAUCAGUCUGCUGAACAGUGCUCCAGCUGCCAUGACCAACUCGUCGGUGCUGAGUAGUAGUCUCACAAUUCCUGUCGGUAAAACUGGAUCAGAACUGCAUCAGCAGCAAACAAAUCAACAACAGCAGCAACAACAACAGCAACAGCAUACGGUGCAUCAUCAUCAGGUGACGGGAACUACGACGAUAUCUGGCAGCGCAGCCGCUGCUUUGUUCAACAGCGUUGGUGGGCGCAAAAUUCAAAUUCAACAGGCCGGUGGCGGUCAGCGAAUACUAAACCACGCCAAUCUAAUCGCGGUUAGCAGUAAUCCAACCAAUGGCGGAAUGGGUCAAACACAGCUGAUCAACAUUCAGUCGGCGCCUUCCGGUUCUUCAGGUGCAGGUGAGCAACAACAGGCGCAGUCGCAACAGCAACAACAAAUCCAACAACAGGCACAACCUUCCAGUAUCCGAGUAACGAUGUCUGCGCUGGCGUCGCAGUUAGCGUCACCACCGGCUAUUCUUACCACUUCGAAUUUGCCGCAAAGUUUCAACGUUGUAGCUGCCGCGGGGAAUGCUUCCGGACAAAGUUUCAAUAAUGCAAAUAACAAUACAACCAGCAAGCUUAUCAUCAAUAGUACAAACCAACGAAUACUGAACAUCAACACAAAUAGCACUAAUAGUUCAUCGGCAGCUGCAGCUGUUGCUGCCGCUCUGGGUGGUGCGAUUCGGCGCGUCAAUAGCGCUGGUAAUGAUGGAAGUGGGAGCAUUCAGUUGCAAAUUCAGGGCGCAGAUGGUAUUCGUCGAAUAACAACUGGCGGUAGUGGAGGAAACGACAUUCAGCUUCAAAUCCAAGGAAUAUCUUCGCCUGGUUCAGAUCAUUCGAAUGCCUCUUCGUCAGCAUCGUUGAAUGCUGCUGCUAGUGGGACUGUAACCGGAAGCGGAUCAGCGGUUGGAACCACCGGUUCGGCCGGUAACAUUAUAUUUAAUAAUAUGUCUGGCCUAAGUGCACUGCUGGCAACAACCACCUCCCCAUCUCCUCAGCAAACGGCUGGUAAUGCCGCCCCCGUAGCUGCGGUGGACAACAGUUCGUCUCUCACCUCCAAUCUAAGCAGUAACAGUAGCAGUAAUAACAAUAGUAAUAAUAAUUCAGCAUUAAUCGAAAGACUGACUUCAUCUAGUAAUAUAAACCUUACCAAUAACCUUCCAACUGCGAGCCCUGGGUUGCAGUUUACGAUACCAUCACCGAAGACGCCCCAGCAACAGCAAUCUCAACAGCAACAUUUGCAAAUACAGUCACCAUCAUCAUCGAUAUCGCCACUAUCUAGUCCUCCGCCGUCAGUGACGCUUCACCCGCAACAGCAGCAGCAACUACAACCGCAGCAAACGGUUCAGCAGCAGCAACAUCAGCAAGUACAGCAUCACCAUCAGCCCCAGCAAACGACUGUCAACCUGCAGGGACUUAAUUUCGCCAGUCUGCACGGUGCAAUGGCGUCGAUUCCGGGGCUGCAGAAUGUUCAAGUUCAAAUACCCGGGCUUGCGCAGCCAAUUUCAUUAUCCCUUUCGUCCGCCCCAUCGGCGAAUGCGACCAGUGUUCUAAAUGCAUCCAAUAACAACUCUGCAAGCGGAGUCACCGGUCAUCACCAGACCACUAGCCUGCUGGUGUCCGUACCAGUUUCAAAUGCUGGUGGAACCAAUGCUGCCCAGUUAAAUGCGCUGAACGCAGCUGCUGCAAAUACGGGAACCGCUGGUAGUGCCGGUAGUUCUACGGUCGGUGGAACCAAUAUUCUUAGUGCAAAUUCCCAAGGUACCACGCAAACUGUGGUGCUCGCCAACCCACAAACCAGUGGCGGCGGAUCUAGUCUGCUCUCUUUGCCAAUUGCUCAAAUCGUAACUUCCGGUAUGAAAGGUUUAAAUCAGCAAAGUUUACGUGCUGGAACGCCUCUGACGGUAAACACUGGUCAGCCGGGACAGCAGAUACAACUGCUCAAUAUUAGCCAACGACCGCGCAGCGGACAACUUCCAGUGGUGACGUCCGUAACCACGCCGAUCACCGCCAAGCAGAUAGCAGCACGCGUAGCUCAACAAAGAGCUAUGCCCGGUUCGACGCUAAAAAUUGCAACUCCAAUUUCAGCAUCACACCAUGGCCAACAACUCGGACAAACGCUGAAUGUGACAACUAGUGCUGCUCCAAAUCAGCUGGUUAUGACCACCAAACAGCUACAGCUGAAACUUCAACAACAGCACCUUCAACAGCAGCAACACCAUCAACAGGUCCAGCAGCCGCAGAUAAUUGCCACCACUAAUCAGCCUGCCACAACACAGAUUCAUAUACAACAGCAUCAGCAGCUUGCGCAAGCUCAACAACAUUUGCAACAGCAGCAGCAGCAGCAACAACAACACCAGCAGCAACAGACGCAGCAAAUCAGUAUAAUUAACAACAGUGUUGUAUCGCCACUUCCUCUGCCUACUAUCACACCACCGCCUCCGCCUGCACCACAAUCUGCAGCGCACCAUCAGAGUGUGGUAAACGCACUAGCAGGUAAAAAUCGACGGAGAUCUGCGGCCGACAUGAAUAAGUAAGCCCCAAUCUUUAUCACUUUUUGCUAAGUUGCAUAAACGAAACAUAUUGCUGAAUUGCAGCAAUGCAAGGCACACUUACACAUACACACACACAGGCAAAAACAUUCAUCACUACAAACCGCAGCCUUUUUUAGUCAUUCUAGAUUUAAGAACAAAUUAGCAAAGUCUCACACCGUUGCAACACGCGUGAGUAGCUGCAUAUUCGAGAGCAGUGUUUAUUUGAUCAAGGAAUAAACAUAUAGUUUUUUUUUAUUUAAACAGUCGCAGAAAUUAUUUAAAACCGUCCGGGUAAGAUGAAGAAUGUCAUUGCUCGCCUGACGAGAAACUUUACUUUACACUUUACCACUUAACCACGGCCAACAGUAAAAGCUCGGUGAUGUUUUUGGACUGCUGGUGGUGCGUUCAGCUGAACAGUAGCGUUGCAAAGGUUAAUUGUUUUUGGGGCCUUUUUGCGCAAUGGUUGACAAUUUCAUGGAAUUUUGUUGAUUGUAUGCUCAUAAAAAUAAAACGGAAAACUCUUCUGUUGGACUAGUAAGUAUGUACCAUAGAAGAAGAUGGUUCUGAAAUUUGUUAUAAAGCGUUUACAAAAAAAAAUUUAAAAUGAGUUUUGGGUUUCAUUUGAUGUUCACAAACGGCAUCUGAUAUAUCUACGUGGUAAAAUGGAUUUUUGUAAAAAAAUAUUGUCGAGUCGAUCGCAACUAGAAGUUGAGUUCUUCAGCUAAGAUGUAGAGCACUUAUCAUAUCUGUGCGAAAACGUUGAGGAAGCCUAGGUGCUGCUGCAGUCCGUUUUCAAAAUUUGAUGUUCCGUGUUCUGGCUACAGUACAAUUGAAAAGCUAGUACUACGAUCCUAGUAACUCUCAUAGCUUCUGCUAGUCGGCUUCGCAUAUGUAACGACUGGUAUCUCGAGGCCAACUGGGAAGCUUAUGAGCGAUAAAUAAUUCUAAUAUGCGGAUAGCAAACGAGCCAUGUUUCAUAUCAAUCACGUGAUCUACCAUAGUUGUCAGAUUAUCUGUUAAUCUGUUAAACUGAAAACUGUUAAGCGAUGUAGCCCUUCGGGUGCUGGAACUGCGGUGGUGAUGGAUGGAAAUACCUACUUUUAAAGGGGUCGAUGGAUUGGUCUACCUUGGCAGGCUUGUGACAUGUGAAUCGUUCAGUAAAACGGUGAAUAGCUGCUGAAAGUAAGUUUGCAUACCAGCUAAGGCCCCGUGACUCGCAACUCUAUACAAAACAUAGGCUCUAUAAGCAGGAUUGCGAAGCUCACAGUCGUGUGGUCUAAUUUUUACACAUACGCGUACCCGUUCUAACGAACACGCUUGCAUAAACAUCCGUUCCGGACUCUAGCUCUUCUUUAUUCUUGCACUGCAACAAGUUUUUGCGAGUGUUAUUUAGCUAACAACCACGGUCGUCGCCCUCGCUCGUCAUUGCAGCCCAAGCAGCUGAUACCGACCACACACGAGGGCUCACACUUCAACCCGCAUGUAGAAUCGAAGGUGUGAGAUGAAGAAGAAAAGAAAACAUGGGCAGCUCGUGAGUGGGCUAUGCAGAAAGACGCUAUGGGGCUGUGCGUUCGCGAGCGUGUAGUUAACAGAAUGUCGGCACACAGAGUAGCGAGAGAGCAGGUAUCAUUUCCUUCUCACUCGAUUUGCAAUCAUCGCUAUUCUAUAUUUCGCACGAAUUGGUAUUUCGAACGAAAGUUUUUUUGAACGAAAUUUACGCCUGCAAAAUCAAAUGGGCAAAACAUCUCGUUCGAAACAAGUCGAUUCUAGAUUCGUUUGAAAUACAGAAUAGGGGUGAACAUUGUCCAUAAGACGCUAAUUCUCUCGGUAGUACCCUACGACCAUGAAGCGUGAACGUUGAAGAAGAGCGAUAGAAAAGCUUGAGAUGUAUUUUGACGGAGGAUUAAUUCUUGGUGGCAAAUUAGUGGAAAGAGUAUGGCCCAGAUGUAUUACGAGAUAUACGAGGUGCAUUAAGUAGCAGGGAGCAAUAUUCAGCAGAGAACCCAAAAGAAGUUACUAUUGACGAGCAUGCUAACACCUGCGUUGGGAACGAGGAUGGCAGGUCAAGACCGAUAAAUGCCGAGAGACGUAUCCUAAACUUGGCUCUGAGUAUAUAAUCCGACUGCUGCCGAAUAAAGAAAAUGCAGGUGGAAGGAGUUCUUCAAUGAACACCUUAAUGGCGAUGUUGCGUCACCUGCAAAGUAAAUUUUGCAGAGAGCCGACAAUGUUGAAACUCGUUAUACGUGCUCGAUAUUAUAUACGGCUUUCGCUCGCUGCGGGUGAUAUGUAGUGGAGUACAAAUCGAAACUGUAGAGUGGCGAAGCCUUGGGGAGAAUCCCAUCGUUCACCUGGCAAAAGUCGGAAGGAAUCAAUGGGUCGGAUGCCGGUCAGCAGUGAGCGAUUACCGCAUUGUUCAAGAUGCCGAAGAAGACAAUUUGCGACUUCUGAGGCGACUGAAAAUCCAAUGGAAACUACUCAUGAAACAGUAUAACAGUAUGAUCUAAAGUUUUGUCAUCAUGGAACAAAUAGGCGUUAAAACGCUGCACACCUGCAGCAGACCAAGAUUAGAAGCUUUAUUAGGCACUAGCUGAAUGGCAUAAAUUAUUGCUUAACUUGAAAGGUUUUUGCUUAGCCCGUUAAUGAGUAUGUAACCAACAGUCCAUGAAAACAGAGACCAUCACUUAAAUGUAAUAAUUGAACAAUUAACUUUGUUAGGGUGGGGCAAAAUUGAAUUCUAUAUGAGUGCUUUGAUGCAUCAUAUAUUUGUCGACAGGAAAAAUAAGCUAUGGUUGGACCCAGGCGAGUCCAUGAAUCCAGAAAAUAACUAGCAAGCAGGAAAACAAAAACAAUUUCUCUUAAGCAAAUACUUCGACCACAAGUUAAACAAAAAAAAAACAGGAAACGAAUACAAAAUACUAUUUGGUUGAGAAAAUACGAAAACGCCAAGCUGCCGAAGGCUGCUGGUGUGCUGGAAGGGUUUUCAAUUAACAAAAAAAAAAAAGAAACUAUACCGCAAAUAACACGAUUAGCAGUAAGGCAGAUGCAUGCGAUUUGAGAUUUGAGAGAUAGAACUGUUUUUUUGGUGGGCCGCUGCGCAAAUACUCACCCAUUACCAAGUAAUGAGAGCG
Messenger RNA from Sabethes cyaneus, 9361 nucleotides. RefSeq names its product homeobox protein 5 (gene Spt20). The record is from RefSeq and is a predicted model, not a curated record. Gene Ontology annotation, biological process: regulation of transcription by RNA polymerase II. Gene Ontology annotation, molecular function: transcription coregulator activity. The transcript is spliced from 9 exons. Bases 423 to 6236 code for a protein of 1937 amino acids. NCBI's taxonomy places the organism in Eukaryota, Metazoa, Arthropoda, Insecta, Diptera, Culicidae. Gene Ontology annotation, cellular component: SAGA complex.